AUGAAGUUCAAUCCCUUCGUGACUUCUGACCAAAGCAAGAACCGCAAAGGGCAUUUCAAUGCACCGUCUCACAUUCAGAGGAAGAUCAUGUCUUCUCCUCUUUCCAAAGAGCUGAGACAGACGUGUAACGUUCAGUCUGUGCCCAUCCGAAAGGACGACGAAGUUCAGGUUGUUCCAGGACACGACAAAGGCCAGCAGAUCGGCAAAGUGGUCCAAGUGUACAGGAAGAAAUACGUCAUUGACAUUGAGCGAGUCCAGCGAGAGAAGGCUAACGGCACAAUUGUCCACGUGGGCAUCCACCCCGGCAAGGGGGUUAUCACCAGGCUAAAGCUGGACAAGGCCCGCAAGAAGAUCUGGAGAGGAAAGCCAAGUCCCGGCAAGUAGGAAAGGAGAAGGGCAAAUACAAGGAAAGCCAAGUCCCGGCAAGUAGGAAAGGAGAAGGGCAA
This is a messenger RNA of Rattus rattus (black rat), 446 nucleotides long. Its product is annotated as 60S ribosomal protein L26-like. Gene Ontology annotation, cellular component: ribosome; cytosolic large ribosomal subunit. Gene Ontology annotation, biological process: ribosomal large subunit biogenesis; cytoplasmic translation. Bases 1 to 384 code for a protein of 127 amino acids. NCBI's taxonomy places the organism in Eukaryota, Metazoa, Chordata, Mammalia, Rodentia, Muridae. The record is from RefSeq and is a predicted model, not a curated record. Gene Ontology annotation, molecular function: structural constituent of ribosome; RNA binding. The transcript is spliced from 2 exons.